AUGCCGAUGAAGGUGUCGGAGGCCACAGUAUCAACCUUUGAUACUGUCUUUCAGAAGUUCAUAUCGGAAGCACCCAAAAACAAAGCCAAUCUCAUUCUCUUCUUGGCCGAUAAAGACCCUUCUACCUCUCUCAGCUGGUGCCCUGAUUGUGUGAGAGCUGAACCUGUGAUCUACAAGAAACUGGAGACCAGCUCAGAUGAUGUUGCACUUUUGAGGGCUUUUGUGGGAGACAGGCCAACAUGGAGGAAUCCCCAGCACCCAUGGAGAGUAGACUCCAGGUUUAAGCUCACGGGAGUUCCAACACUAGUCCUUUGGCAAAAUGAUGCAGUCCAGGGUCGACUUGAAGACCACGAAGCACACAUUGAAAACAAAAUCGAUGCCCUUGUUUCCGGCAUUUGAAGUGUUUACUGCUUCUCAUGCGUUGCUUGCAUUUUGCUUUUUCUGACUCUGUCCUUUCUUUUCAAACUAUGUACUACUUUUUCUUCUGUUUUUUCUCUCUAUCCUCCUCGCAAGGCUGAUUUGCUGUUGCAGCUUGGCAGCCAAUUAAAAUAAAAGAAAUUUGAUGCAA
This is a messenger RNA of Juglans microcarpa x Juglans regia, 568 nucleotides long. RefSeq names its product thioredoxin-like protein Clot. Gene Ontology annotation, molecular function: protein-disulfide reductase [NAD(P)H] activity. The record is from RefSeq and is a predicted model, not a curated record. The transcript has 2 exons. Lineage: Eukaryota; Viridiplantae; Streptophyta; Magnoliopsida; Fagales; Juglandaceae. Gene Ontology annotation, cellular component: cytosol. The coding region runs from base 1 to 399 and encodes 132 amino acids.